AAGGGGUUCCGGGAUUGCAGGGGAGAAGGAGGGAGAGAGCCGGAGGGGAGAGCGAGCGAGGGAGGGAGGAAGGCAGCGAGGGAGGCGGGGGCCUCGAGAGGGUGGAAGGAGCGAGGAGAAGGGCGGGGCACGGAGGCCCGAGUGAGGGACGAGACUCCAACUCUGACUUUUCCGCCGCUCGCAUUCAGGCAUCUCCUCCGCCCCUGUGCCAACCUCUUGAAACGACCAUCUCCUGACGUCCCCCAUACCAGGCUUCCACCGCAGCCAUGUCGCUUCUCCUGCUGGUGGUCUCUGCCCUUCACAUCCUCAUUCUCAUCCUGCUUUUCGUGGCCACUUUGGACAAGUCCUGGUGGACCCUCCCUGGGAAGGAGUCCCUGAAUCUCUGGCACGACUGCACGUGGAACAAUGACAACAAAACCUGGGCCUGCAGUAACGUCAGCGAGAAUGGCUGGCUGAAGGCGGUGCAGGUCCUCAUGGUGCUUUCCCUCAUCCUCUGCUGUCUGUCCUUCAUCCUGUUCAUGUUCCAACUCUACACCAUGCGGCGAGGAGGCCUCUUCUACGCCACUGGCCUCUGCCAGCUGUGCACCAGCGUGGCGGUGUUUACUGGGGCGCUGAUCUACGCCAUUCACGCGAAGGAGAUCUUGGCCGAGCGCCCGCCGGGGGGCAGCUUUGGUUACUGCUUCGCCCUGGCCUGGGUGGCCUUCCCCCUUGCCCUGGCCAGUGGCAUCAUCUACAUCCACCUGCGGAAGCGGGAGUGAGGGACGCGCGUCUCCUGGCCGCCCCAGCCCGUUCCGGGCCCCUCCGCCUCACCCCGAAGCCCCCGCCCCCGCGCAUCCUCCAGAAAAUAAAACCGUUUAACCGUC
Messenger RNA from Equus quagga, 863 nucleotides. It is a transcript of the gene EMP3, whose product is annotated as epithelial membrane protein 3. The transcript is spliced from 5 exons. Bases 267 to 758 code for a protein of 163 amino acids. NCBI's taxonomy places the organism in Eukaryota, Metazoa, Chordata, Mammalia, Perissodactyla, Equidae. Gene Ontology annotation, cellular component: plasma membrane. The record is from RefSeq and is a predicted model, not a curated record.